Molecule: messenger RNA, 912 nt
Organism: Trypanosoma conorhini
Lineage: Eukaryota; Euglenozoa; Kinetoplastea; Trypanosomatida; Trypanosomatidae
Product: protein phosphatase 2A catalytic subunit
Exons: 1
Coding region: 1-912 (303 amino acids)
Biological process (GO): double-strand break repair via homologous recombination; peptidyl-serine dephosphorylation
Cellular component (GO): nucleus; cytoplasm
Molecular function (GO): protein serine/threonine phosphatase activity
Source: RefSeq, a predicted model, not a curated record
AUGGACUCCAUUGACCAGUUUCUAGAGACCGUCGGCAAGGCCGUCUGCCCCCGGGAGUCGGAGGUGAAGAAGUUAUGCAACGUCGCCCGCACCAUUCUUGACGCGGAGGCCAACACCCACACGAUGCGCGCGCCGUGCACCAUCGUCGGCGACAUCCACGCCCAGUUUUUCGACCUCAUCGAGAUGUUUCGCGUGGGCGGGGACGUCCCCGACGUGAACUACGUGUUCAUGGGCGAUUACGUUGACCGCGGGCACCACGGCGUGGAGACGUUCCUUCUGCUGGUUGCUCUCAAGGUGAAGUAUCCCAAUCGCGUCGCACUGCUCCGCGGCAACCACGAGUCGCGCCAGAUCACGCAGGUGUACGGUUUCUAUGACGAGUGCCUCCGGAAGUACGGCAGCGUGAAUGUGUGGCGCUACUGCACGGAGGUGUUUGACCUCUUGCCGCUUGUGUGCGUGGUGGAGGAGAAGAUCCUGUGCGUUCACGCGGGGCUCUCGCCCAUGAUCUCCACGAUGAGCCAGAUAGAUGCCAUCGAGCGCCGCUGCGAGGUGCCGCACGAAGGCGCCAUGUGCGACCUGCUGUGGUCCGACCCGGACGAGAUCGACGCCUGGGGCCUCUCCCCGCGCGGCGCCGGUUACCUGUACGGCGAAGAGGUGGUGCGCACGUUCCUCGAGACCAACAGGCUAGAGCUCCUGUGCCGCUCGCACCAGCUUGUGAUGGAGGGCUACCGGGUGAUGUUCAACGACACGCUUGUGACGGUGUGGUCGGCCCCGAAUUACUGCUACCGCUGCAUGAAUGUGGCGUCCAUACUGGAGCUAGACGAGCACCUCAACAAGAACUUCAAGCUCUUUGAGGCGGCCCCGGAUGAUGCAUACGAGCCCGCGAAGGCGGCUUUGCCAGAGUACUUCCUGUAG